Molecule: messenger RNA, 2634 nt
Organism: Pan troglodytes (chimpanzee)
Lineage: Eukaryota; Metazoa; Chordata; Mammalia; Primates; Hominidae
Gene: RAP1GDS1
Product: Rap1 GTPase-GDP dissociation stimulator 1
Exons: 15
Coding region: 262-2085 (607 amino acids)
Biological process (GO): positive regulation of GTPase activity
Molecular function (GO): protein binding; guanyl-nucleotide exchange factor activity
Source: RefSeq, a predicted model, not a curated record
GCCCGCCCGCUCGGAGCCGCGCCCGCCGCAGGCUGCGCCCGCCAGCCCCGCCCCGCCCCGCCCCGCCCCGCCCCCCGCCGCUCGUCCCCGCCGCGGCCGCGCCGCCUGCAGCAACACCAGCUGCUCCUCCCCGGCGGCCGCCCCCCGCGGGUCCCUCCCUGGCUGCGGGAGAGACGGAGGUAGAGGGAGGACACAGAGCCGCGCCGCCCGCACCGGAGACCUUCGCCUCGCCCCGCCGGUUCCUCACCCUCGGGGAGCAACAUGGAUAAUCUCAGUGAUACCUUGAAGAAGCUGAAGAUAACAGCUGUUGACAAGACUGAGGAUAGUUUAGAAGGAUGCUUGGAUUGUCUGCUUCAAGCCCUGGCUCAAAAUAAUACGGAAACAAGUGAAAAAAUCCAAGCAAGUGGAAUACUUCAGCUGUUUGCAAGUCUGUUGACUCCACAGUCUUCCUGCAAAGCCAAAGUAGCUAACAUCAUAGCAGAAGUAGCCAAAAAUGAGUUUAUGCGAAUUCCAUGUGUGGAUGCUGGAUUGAUUUCACCACUGGUGCAGCUGCUAAAUAGCAAAGACCAGGAAGUGCUGCUUCAAACGGGCAGGGCUCUAGGAAACAUAUGUUACGAUAGCCAUGAGGGCAGAAGUGCAGUUGACCAAGCAGGUGGUGCACAGAUUGUAAUUGACCAUUUAAGGUCACUGUGCAGUAUAACAGAUCCCGCCAAUGAGAAGCUCUUGACUGUCUUUUGUGGCAUGCUGAUGAACUAUAGCAAUGAGAAUGAUUCGCUUCAAGCUCAGCUUAUCAAUAUGGGUGUUAUUCCUACCUUAGUGAAAUUACUGGGCAUCCACUGCCAAAAUGCAGCUCUUACAGAAAUGUGUCUUGUUGCAUUUGGUAAUUUAGCAGAACUUGAGUCAAGUAAAGAACAGUUUGCCAGUACAAACAUUGCUGAAGAGCUAGUAAAACUCUUCAAGAAACAAAUAGAACAUGAUAAGAGAGAAAUGAUUUUUGAAGUUCUUGCUCCAUUGGCAGAAAAUGAUGCUAUUAAACUACAGCUGGUUGAAGCAGGCCUAGUAGAGUGUCUACUAGAGAUUGUUCAGCAAAAAGUGGAUAGUGACAAAGAAGAUGAUAUUACGGAGCUCAAAACUGGUUCAGAUCUCAUGGUUUUAUUACUUCUUGGAGAUGAAUCCAUGCAGAAGUUAUUUGAAGGAGGAAAAGGUGGUGUAUUUCAAAGGGUACUCUCUUGGAUUCCAUCAAAUAACCACCAGCUACAGCUUGCUGGAGCAUUGGCAAUUGCAAAUUUUGCCAGAAAUGAUGGAAAUUGUAUUCAUAUGGUAGACAAUGGGAUUGUAGAAAAACUUAUGGAUUUACUGGACAGACAUGUAGAAGAUGGAAAUGUAACAGUACAGCAUGCAGCACUAAGUGCCCUCAGAAACCUGGCCAUUCCAGUUAUAAAUAAAGCAAAGAUGUUAUCAGCUGGGGUCACAGAGGCAGUUUUGAAAUUUCUUAAAUCUGAAAUGCCUCCUGUUCAGUUCAAACUUCUGGGAACAUUAAGAAUGUUAAUAGAUGCACAAGCAGAAGCUGCUGAACAAUUGGGAAAGAAUGUUAAGUUAGUGGAGCGUUUGGUGGAAUGGUGUGAAGCCAAAGAUCAUGCUGGUGUGAUGGGGGAGUCAAACAGACUGCUGUCUGCCCUUAUACGACACAGUAAAUCAAAAGAUGUAAUUAAAACCAUUGUGCAGAGUGGUGGCAUCAAGCAUCUAGUUACCAUGGCAACUAGUGAACAUGUAAUAAUGCAGAAUGAAGCCCUUGUUGCUUUGGCAUUAAUAGCAGCUUUAGAAUUGGGCACUGCUGAGAAAGAUCUAGAAAGUGCUAAACUUGUACAGAUUUUACAUAGACUGCUAGCAGAUGAGAGAAGUGCUCCUGAAAUCAAAUAUAAUUCCAUGGUCCUGAUAUGUGCUCUUAUGGGAUCUGAAUGUCUACACAAGGAAGUACAGGAUUUGGCUUUUCUAGAUGUCGUAUCCAAACUUCGCAGUCAUGAGAACAAAAGUGUUGCCCAGCAGGCCUCUCUCACAGAGCAGAGACUUACUGUGGAAAGCUGAGAACUGCCCGAUACAUGGCAUCAUCCCAUCUCUAAUUUCCCCUCUGUCCUCCAUCCAGCGGUUUCUUCCGCUUCAUUCUCUACCAUACCACUUGUGCAUGCAUGUGAUGUUCUAAUACCAAUUGAAGAACCGCUGUAGGUACCUCCCUAAUAAGAUUUCUAAACCUAUAGUUAGUGUGAUCAUGACUUUGUCAAAGGCAAGUCUCCACCCAUAACCGUUCUCUUGUAUUCCUGUUGCUUGAGCUACAUUAAGUAGAAUGUGCAUGUUGUAGUCCUAUGAUGAUGUAAACUUGGUACUACAUAAUGACUUGCUCCACACAUGCAGUAAACUACAUAAUGAUGUACUGGUAAACUAGAAACAAAGAAUGCAGCAGGAUCUGUCUAGCUUAUUAAAGAUGAAACUGAAUUGGAAAAAUAGCUCCAUUUUUUGGUGCUUGGGAAGCACAGUGACCAAAAAAGUUGUAUGGCUGCUUAUUCAUUAGUCUUUCCUACUAAUGUCAAACCCAUGGUACCUAGAGUUAAAUAAAAUUCCAAUGCUCUUACUCUUUAA